UUCACCGACAUGGAGACCAGCAAUUACAUCGAAAGUUGGCACAAUCAGCUCAAAACGACGUACCUGCAAAGUUUCAUAUUCUUGAAAGCAGACCGCAACAGACGUCUUGACCGCCUGGUAUACAUUCUUGUCAAUGACGUCCAUGAGGAUUAG
This is a messenger RNA of Radiomyces spectabilis, 153 nucleotides long. RefSeq lists its product as uncharacterized. NCBI's taxonomy places the organism in Eukaryota, Fungi, Mucoromycota, Mucoromycetes, Mucorales, Radiomycetaceae. The transcript has 2 exons. The record is from RefSeq and is a predicted model, not a curated record. The annotation marks the transcript as partial.